AUGAUCAGAUUGUUAUUGAUCACAUUGUUGACACUGAUGAGCUUGGCCUCAGAGUGCCAGGGUCAGGGCGUGUUUGUCAACUUGACACCUUAUGGCCAGGACAUCAACUGCACUAGUGUCAAUGCUGGUGAAGGUGGCCCUGGUUACUCAUUCAUGGCCAACACUUGUAUCGAUUGGAAUGGUGGCAUGGGCCUCAAGGUUAGUGUGUUUGGUCUGAUCGCCACAUUCCAAUAUUAUGAAGAUGGCAACGUCCAUUGCACUGGAGAGCCCACCACCAGCGUGGCCUACAAGCAUGGUCAGUGCAGUCUGUUCAACGACUCGUCACUCAUUCAACUGCCUGGACAGCAACAACAACAAAUGGGCUAUGUUGUGAUGGCCCUGGACGACACGACCAACCCCAAGCCUCCCUUCAAUCAGAACGGACUGCUCAUCACACAGUACCAGCCGACCGACACAUUGUGCGCUCAGCCAUACCUCAGCUACAUAUACUUGGCCAACAACACGGUAUUGUCCAGUGCGCCAUAUACCUACACCUUUUACUGCAGCGGCGAGGACUCGCAGCCCUAUGAAACCCAUUGCGAUCAGACCACGGGUGACUGCACCACAAAGAGUCUAGCACAGUCCUGUCAAGCAACUUCAUCGUCCACGGGCUACGCCACUCAGACAUGUUGA
Messenger RNA from Acytostelium subglobosum LB1, 672 nucleotides. RefSeq lists its product as hypothetical. The coding region runs from base 1 to 672 and encodes 223 amino acids. The transcript has a single exon. The record is from RefSeq and is a predicted model, not a curated record. NCBI's taxonomy places the organism in Eukaryota, Evosea, Eumycetozoa, Acytosteliales, Acytosteliaceae.